AUGAAGCUUGUCGAUCCUAUAGUUGAGAAAUUGAAGAGUUGUGGUCGUAAGCGUUUCACGGAGAAGUAUCGAAUACUAAGGGAGUGCUUUGAGAGAAUCAUGAAUGGCACUUCCUCGGAUUCGGACGAUCAGUCAUUGUCCCCGACGUGUGCACGCAACAUAUUGCCCUUCGGCCUCAUAACACAGCGCACAACCGCCCGGCCCUCGCCGACACCCCUCUCCGCCUCUGGAGAGUACGACGACGACUCCUCUUCAGAUUCCAAGGUAGUACCCUUAGUAAUUGCGCUCACAAAGCUUUGA
This is a messenger RNA of Dibothriocephalus latus, 300 nucleotides long. NCBI's taxonomy places the organism in Eukaryota, Metazoa, Platyhelminthes, Cestoda, Diphyllobothriidea, Diphyllobothriidae. The record is from the annotation of a GenBank genome assembly.